CCACAGCAUCUCCAUCCAUCCAAAUGGCAUGGCAACCACCAUCUCAAUCUUCCUCUUCCGCCACACCAUCACCAGCCAUCCCCCCACCCCAACGCCAUGGCUGCCACGCUCCCCUCCUCCGCCAAGCACUGCUCCGUCGUCAGAGCCCAGCGGUCGCCUCCUCCCUCCAUCCUCUCAUCAUCAGCCAAGACCGCCUUCCAUGGGGCGGCGCUGGUGGACAGGCGGUGGGCGGCGGGCUCUGCCGUCAGCGGGCGGCGGAGGCUGGUGCAGGUGAACGCCAGGAUCGCCGGCGCGGCCAAGAACAUCGAGGUUGAGGUCGACAAGCCGCUCGGCCUCACCCUCGGCCAGAAGUCGGGCGGCGGCGUCGUCAUCACCGGUGUGGAGUCUGGAGGGAAUGCUGCGAGAGCAGGGCUCAAGUCCGGUGACCAAGUGCUCUACACAAGCAGCUUCUUUGGGGAUGAGCUCUGGCCUGCAGACAAGCUGGGGUUCACCAAGACUGCCAUCCAGGCAAAGCCAGACUCUGUCUACUUUGUUGUCAGCAGGGGUGGAGGUGAUAUUGAUGUGAAACGCCUGCCGAACAGGCCAGCGCCACCUCGGUUUGGCCGGAAGUUGACUGAUUCACAGAAGGCGAGAGCAACACACAUCUGCCUUGAUUGUGGAUACAUAUACUUCCUACCAAAGCCUUUUGAAGAGCAGCCUGAUGAGUAUGGCUGCCCCCAGUGCAAUGCUCCAAAGAAGCGAUUUGUGCAAUACGAUGCAGAGACUGGGAAGCCCAUCGGUGGUACACUACCACCUCUUACGGUGAUUGUCAGUUUGGUAAUAGGCAUCGUUGGAAUAGGGGCUUUGCUUGUGUAUGGCCUUCAAUAGGCUGUUCAGCUCUUCAGAAAUUUUGUUUCUGGCUGUGGAUCAAAAGGCUCAGCAAAUUGACACUGUACUCUAUCUAACAAAACAUUCCGAAUGAUAUAUAUAACGAAGGGGAGAAGACAGUUCUUGAGUGGAGAUUUGGUUUA
Messenger RNA from Brachypodium distachyon (stiff brome), 1010 nucleotides. RefSeq lists its product as uncharacterized. The record is from RefSeq and is a predicted model, not a curated record. Bases 97 to 867 code for a protein of 256 amino acids. The transcript is spliced from 6 exons. NCBI's taxonomy places the organism in Eukaryota, Viridiplantae, Streptophyta, Magnoliopsida, Poales, Poaceae. Gene Ontology annotation, molecular function: protein binding; iron ion binding.